AAAUGUCUGGAAUAUAUUUCACUGUUAUUUUAUUAUGAAAUUCUAAUUCGUCCCUAUACAUAUUUAAAAUACUGUUUGGAUUUGCUAUUUUUUUCAAUAAUUUUAAAGUGUUAAAUCAGGACUGGAUUGUCGGAAUUACUACCUUCAAAAUCUGCAUUGUACAUGUAUGUUUAUUUGUUUAUUUAGAUACUAUAUACUGUCCAAAGGUAAAUAAAAGAUAGUUAUUCACGGCAUGGUACAAAUAUGAUAAAAAUAUAGGUCGUACAUCGUACUAAAAGAUACAAACAUAGAGUGAGUUCAUGACCAAUGAAUUGUGUGUGAAACUCUGAACCCUUGUGAGCCAUGGAAAAUGAACCACCCUCGUAUGAUGAAACAAACCAGAAUGAUACAAACCAAGCAAGUGGAGAUGAGAAGAUCAAAGUGUGGAAAUGUGACCUUAGUUUGACCUUUAUAAAGAGUAUAGGAGGAAUAUUUAAUGUUGUUUUAAUAGUAUUUUCGUUGCUAUGUUUGAUAGUAUUAGGAGCAGCAAAAAGAGUUGACUGUUUCGCAGCGUAUACAGCUAGUUAUGGUUUCUACAAUUUUGCCUUUGCGUCCUGCUUCAUCACAUAUAUACUUCGAUACAUAAUAUACAUAUUCAAUCUGAAUACACGUCUGCUAUGGGUAUUCCCGUGGCUAAUAUGGAACCCAGCAGUAAGCUUGUUUUUCGCAGUAUCAUUCUUUAUCUCAUCUAUAGCAGUUGUUGCUAAUGAUUGUGGAAAAUUACACGGAGGAUACAAAGCGGCAGCAGCUUUUGGAUUCAUAACAUUUUUUAUAAUGGCAGCUGAGUUGGCGUAUAAUAUAUAUCUCUUGAGAAGAGACCAUCCUCCAACUGAAAACAGUCUGUUGCUUUUUAUUGGAGUAGAAAGGAAACCACCUGGAAAUGCUCCUGUCUACGACCAAGACAAUACCACGUCAGACUCACCUGAAGAAUCAAAAUACUGAAUAUAGAUAAAGAUGAUGUACAUGUGCAGUUUUAUAUAAUUUAUGUUGUGAGAUUAUUGCGGUGCUAUACAAAAUACUUAUAAAAAUACAGUUCAUUUGUUCUGCAGGCAGAAUUAUUCAAACAAUUCAAUACAGACGCUUCAUUUAUAUUUA
This is a messenger RNA of Mytilus californianus (California mussel), 1134 nucleotides long. RefSeq lists its product as uncharacterized. The record is from RefSeq and is a predicted model, not a curated record. The transcript has 5 exons. Bases 343 to 981 code for a protein of 212 amino acids. Lineage: Eukaryota; Metazoa; Mollusca; Bivalvia; Mytilida; Mytilidae. Gene Ontology annotation, cellular component: membrane.